Messenger RNA from Octopus sinensis (East Asian common octopus), 3086 nucleotides. RefSeq names its product ionotropic receptor 25a-like. Bases 357 to 3053 code for a protein of 898 amino acids. Gene Ontology annotation, cellular component: membrane. The record is from RefSeq and is a predicted model, not a curated record. Lineage: Eukaryota; Metazoa; Mollusca; Cephalopoda; Octopoda; Octopodidae. The transcript is spliced from 14 exons. Gene Ontology annotation, biological process: monoatomic ion transport. Gene Ontology annotation, molecular function: glutamate-gated receptor activity.
GAGGGGUUUUGGGCCUUAAACACAGAUAUCGUCAGAGAAGGUUUGGGUGUCCUACAUAAUUUUCACUACAGACAGUCGGGUAUCAGUUUUCAUCAUAUUGAUUUCUUACAUGGACAUUUAACCUGAGACUUUCAUUUACAGGAAGAGUGAUAAGUGAUUGUGUGACAUUCAUGUGUUUCUCGAUGACAUUAAUGACGUUACCUCCUCAAGAUACAGCCAAACAGAAACUCGAGAGAUAAAGAGGGAACAUAGGUGUGUGUAUAUACAUAUAUGUGUGUGUAUAUGAGGUGUGAACUCACCUCACUUCACACGGAUCCUGGUUACCUUUCGCGCCGGUCAACCCUCACCCGGCGGCGAUGAGGCCUCGUCUCACUGCUGUUAUCGGCGGCGGCAGUGGAGGUAGUCAUCAUCGUAGUCUCCGUGGUGGCGGUGGCGGUAUUAUAAUAGUGAUGGCGGUGAUUGUUACCAUGCUGACCUCGGCGUUGACUCAGUCCGCCAACCAGACGAACACUAGUUCGACCGUCGUGGUUGUGACCAGCGGAGACAAGUGGGAUAUGGUGGUGUCACAGACUGAGAAAUUACUUCCUACUGUGGUCAAUCUGACUAUAUCUAGUUUUGAGAAUCUCAUCAAUAACAUCUGCCAAAACCAUUCCAACGAAUUAAUUAUUGUUUUGGACACACGAACCCGGAGUCGCGAAAACUGCUUGUUUGUUGUUUGUGAGCAGCUUUUUAUUCCAUACAUUAGCGUAUUUGGUUUCCUGCCCGGAUACGAGACAUCAUUUACAAAGUCCCAAUCUAAACUCAUGCCACCAGCAUUAUCGAUGAGGGCAUCAUUUGCAGACUACCAAGCUCUCUUUUCUGAUCUGAUCAGACAAAUAAAUAUUUCCUUGGAUACCCUGACUGUUAUAUAUGAUGCUGACAACAAAGAGUUAACAUCUAUAUUUGAUUCCUACAACGAACAAGGUUCCACAUUCCUCCUAACCUACGAAAUUGGCUCAGUGCUAUAUGACAAUGUCUUUCAGAAUCUACAGAGUAAAAUGGACACCAGAAACUUUCUAGCUUUCGGUAACACGACGGCUCUAGAGUCAGUUUGGGAGAAGGCGAAAGCAAACAAUCUUCUCUCCGAAUUUCACCAAUGGGUGGUUGUUGUAACCGACAACCAGCUUCCAGUUUGUCGUAACUGCUCUGAUUACAUAGUCAUGUUACUGCCUGUGACAUUGUCGAACGAGUCUACUUGUAAUACAUCGUCGCUGUACGAAACCUACCUAGCGGAUAGUGUGACAUUGAUAGAUACGGUAAUAGAAGAAAUGUCUCUGGACGCUAGUGCACAAGAGAAACCAUGGAACAUUUGCUGUCCGCUUAGUGGCUGCACCAUGCAUGAUGUAGCACCAUCCGUUCAAUUCAUGGAAAAAGCAGUGGAUACACAGUUUUAUGGAUGUAGCGGACCAUUCUCAUUUGAUUCCAAGACUGGACAUCGCCAGGUGACUUUUGGCUUGUAUCAUCUAAAGAACUCUGAUAUCGCUGAACAGUUUGGCUAUUGGAAUCGAACUUCCGGUCUGGUUCUGUUUAAUCCGAACGAGACCCACCGCAACAAUUGGCGCUUUAAAAAAUUGAGAGCUAUAACAAUAAUUGAACCCCCGUUUGUGGAACUACACAAUGGUACCUUCUCAGGUUAUACAAUCGAUGUGUUUGAGAAAGUGUCCAAUAUGACCCAUUUCGAAUAUACCAUCAGUGAAUGUGCUGACAAGAACUACGGCACACUGUUCAAAAACAAUACCUGGGGUGGUUGCAUCGGACAAAUGCUACGUGGGGAUGCUGACGUCAUUGUCGGUUCAUUGUCAGUGACAACAGAGCGGGACGCAGUCGUUGACUUCACCUUACCUUACUACGACUUCGCUGGUAUCCAGAUCCUGAUUAAGAAGAAAGCUCAAGAAACGAAACUAUUUUACUUUCUCGACGUCUUUCAUCUGGACGUAUGGCUAUGCCUGGUGGCCGUUCUUAUUACUACUAGUAUCCUGCUUUAUAUGUUUGACCGAUUCAGUCCUUUCACCAACGUUGACCAGAAUGGUGAGCAAAGGAAUUUUAAUAUGAAGGAAAGUAUGUGGUUCGUGAUUGGGUCCUUGACACAGUCAGGUGGAGGUGACCCGCCGUCUUCGUUCUCUUCAAGAGUCCUCGUAGCAGGCUUUUGGUUCUUUUGCAUCAUAAUGAUGUCAACCUUCACAGCUAAUUUGGCCGCCUUCCUCACCGCACGUCGUUACACAAGUGACCUAAGCUCACUUGACGAUCUCGCAGCUCAGACAGAAAUCAACUUCUCAGUAAUGGUGAACAGCUCUACAAUGCGCUACUUUGAACGCAUGGCUAAAAUUGAGAACCUCUUCGACACGAAAUGGAAGAAAAUGAAUUUCAAGCACGGUUCUGGUGGAGAUUUUGAAGGAAAUUUAGCAGUUUGGAAUUAUCCAGUUAGCGAGAAAAAUGCUAACAUCUGGAAACGCAUUCAGGCCAACGGUAUGGUGGCAAAUUCGUCAGAAGGACUGCAAAGAGUAAGAGACGGUAAUUUUGCGUACAUCACUGAAUCUCCAAUUGUUGAGUAUUAUACAAAGAAAUACAACGACCUCACGAGCAUCGGCAACCCAUUCAGCUCAAGACCUUAUGCUUUUGCUUUCAAGCAGAACUCAGAACUUGUAGAUCCAUUUUCAAAACACAUUCUUCAGCUGCAGCAGAAAUCUGUUCUAGAAGACCUGAAAAGGAAGUGGUGGCCUAAAUCGGCUGAGGAAACAAAGGUGAAAAACUCUGAAGGUCUCAGCGUGGAGAGUUUAUCUGGAACAUUCAUAGUACUUGGCAUUGGACUGGCAUGUAGCCUGUUGUUUCUGGCUUUAGAAGUAAUAUGGGACAAAUACAAGAAGUCAGCAAAUCCAACCCUUGAACCAACCACUCAGAAUGUUUCUGUCAUAUAUGAUCGUCCCAGUUACCAACAGAAAGAAUCCAGUAGUUUUUCCAACGGAUCAAUGUUUACAUACGCUAACCCAGCUUUCACUGAUUCGGGGUUCAAAUGAAAAUCCUCUCGAGGCAAAAGAAAACAAUAACAA